AUGGCUAACAUAACCAAACUCAUACCCACCACCUACGUCAUUUGGAAACUCCAAGUUCAUGCGCUCAUCAAUGGACAUGGACUUGCUGGUUAUCUCGAUGGAUCCACUGAGAUCCCGCCGGCUACGGUCACCGUUGGUGAUGCUGUUUCUCCCAAUCCGGCUCUUCUCCAUUGGAAGCGUCAAGACAAGCUGCUUUACAGUGCUCUCCUUGGAUCUGUCACUCCCACCGUCCAGUCUGCUCUCUCCCGAACCACUACUUCGGCCGAGAUCUGGAAAAAUCUUGCUGAUACUUACGCUAAACCAAACAGGGGUCAUGCGCGCCAGUUACGAGAUCAGUUGAAACUCAUUGCUAAAGGAACCAACACCAUUGAUGAGUACUUACAUUGUCUCACGACACGUUUUGAUGCUCUCGCAAAUCUGGACAGUCCCAUCGAACAUGAGGACCAGAUUGAGAAGAUCCUCGAUGGCCUUCCCGACGAGUAUCGUCCUAUUGUUGACCAGGUGGCUGCACGUGAUACUUCUCCUACCAUCACCUAUGUUCAUGAACGUUUGCUCAAUCAUGAAGGCAAGCUUCUCUCUAAGGCUACUCCACCGACGUUUCCUGUUACGGCGAAUGUUGCUACCAAUCGUCCUCGUCAACAAUCUCGUGGUGGUCACAACAACAACAACAAGCGGUCCUCCCAUCACUCCUCUGGCUCCAACUAUGGGGGUGUGUCUCCCCAUCAGUUCCAUCAGCCGCUGUCCACUGGUGAGUCUCGAGGUUACAAAGGUCGGUGCCAAAUCUGUUACACUCACGGACAUAGUGCGAGGUGGUGUCCGCAGUUUCAGUCUCGUGCUACCUCCUCACCACAAAGCAGUCCUUUCCGUCCGUGGCAACCACGGGCUAAUGUUGCUUUAGGCUCUCCCUAUGAUCCGAACCCUUGGAUCCCUGACAGUGGUGCUAAGCAUCACAUGACGUCGGAUUUGGCGAACCUCUCUGCUCACGCACCGUACACAGGUGGGGAGGAUGUUGUUGUUGCCAAUGGGUCUCCAUUGGCUAUUUCUCAUACUGGUUCCAAACUUCUUCCCUCUCGCUCCCGUGAUCUUCUUUUGAAUAAAAUUUUGUGUGUCCCUGACAUUCAUAAGAACUUGAUCUCUGUAUACCGGCUAUGCAAUGCUAAUGGUGUCUCUGUUGCAUUUUAUCCUGCCUUCUUUCAGGUGAAGGAUCUCAGUAUGGGGGUUCUACUUCUUCAGGGCCGCACCAAGGAUGAAUUGUAUGAGUGGCCAUUUUGCCGCACCAAAUGA
Messenger RNA from Camelina sativa (false flax), 1284 nucleotides. The record is from RefSeq and is a predicted model, not a curated record. Lineage: Eukaryota; Viridiplantae; Streptophyta; Magnoliopsida; Brassicales; Brassicaceae.